GACCCCGUGACCCGCUGCUGGUGGAAGCGAGCAGAGGAAACUCUCCCAUCAAAGACGACAAGCAGGCAGCGAUUUGUAAAAGUUUAAAGGACCAAACUCUGUUGUAAGCCACAGCUUCGAGGAACAAGACAAGGCGCUUCGGGUCGCGCUGCUGGACGCGGAUCCCCCCCCCCAAAAAAAACAACAACAACAAAGAGACAAAAUGACGGCGGCGGUGUUUUUCGGCUGCACCUUCAUCGCCUUCGGCCCAGCCAUCUCUCUGUUCCUGUUUACCAUCGCCCGGGAUCCGCUGAGGGUUAUUUUCCUCAUAGCAGGAGCGUUUUUCUGGCUGGUGUCCCUGCUGCUGUCGUCUCUGGUGUGGUUCAUCUCGGUUCAGAUCAGUAAUAAGGACAGUGCGGCACAGCAGAAAGGCCUUCUCAUCUUCGGCGUGAUACUGUCCGUCCUGCUGCAGGAAAUCUUCCGCUUUGCUUACUACAAGCUGCUGAAGAAAGCAAAUGAAGGCCUCCUCACUCUCAGUCAAGAGGAAACCAUGCCGAUCUCCAUACGGCAGCUGGCCUACGUGUCCGGCCUUGGCUUCGGCUUCAUGAGUGGAGCGUUCUCGGUGGUGAACAUCCUGGCUGACUCUGCAGGGCCGGGGACUGUGGGGAUCCAUGGAGACUCGCAGCACUACUUCCUGUCCUCAGCCUUCAUGACGAUGGCCAUCAUCCUGCUUCACAUGUUCUGGGGCGUCGUCUUCUUCGAUGCCUGUGAGAAGCAGCGCUGGUGGGCGGUGGCUGCUGUCGUUAUUAGCCACCUCGUUGUGUCCUGCCUGACCUUCCAGAACCCCGAGUAUGUCGGCAGCCUGGUUCCCACCUACGUCAUCUUGUUCUUGAUGGGCGUGUGGGCUUUUUACUGUGCCGGCGGUUCGCUCAGGAACCUCAAACUCUGCCUCACCUGCAAAGACAAGGACCUCCUGCUUGCCAACCACCGGCCCAGAUAACGCAGCACACCCGGCGGUGUGCAGGACUCUAUCCAAAGAUUACGAGUUCACACACACACACACACAUACACACACACACACAUCUCCUGAACACAACAAAGACCUAACCUCUCUGUUAAUCUGCUGUCUCACUUAAGAGGAAUUUUAGUAUCCUAAGUAUAAGAACAUAAAAGUGGAAGCAAUGAAUGUUUCUCAAAUGAAAAGAAACAAAGAAGGGAGAUCAUUUUGAUUCACACCCAGCUCAGUUUGUUUGUAUGGAUUUAAUUCACGUUUAAUGAUGAGUUUGUAUUAAAAAAUACAAAAUAUAUGUCGGGCUAAAAGUGUCCCGUUUGUUUCUUGAUACUCUAAAAGAAACAGGUGAACAAACGUACAAAAGGUAGAAAAGGUGGGGACACUCUCCACAUUCUGUAAAUAUUCUAAUGUUUUCAACAUUUCAGACAGAUAUCUUCUUUCAAAUGUGUCAAAUCAUUCAAACGGUGGAUUUACCAUUUAUCAACAAAACUCUGUGUAUAUAUUUCUGCAUUUUUAAUUCCCAGGAUGUGUAGAUAGUGAGAAGUUUUAAUCUUUUUAUUUUACUUUAUCGUUAGUCUGUGUAAGAACUUGCCUUUGAUUUGAAAUCACUUUUACAGAAGCUGAGAGGGGAACAUGACUGGUAUCUAUUUGUUUUUAUCCCAAUUAUGUUGAGGUCUCGACUUCAUUGCCUCUGCAGGCCAUAGAUUAGGGCAAAAUAAUCUAAUUGUGAUUUUUUUUAUUUUUUU
Molecule: messenger RNA, 1737 nt
Organism: Micropterus salmoides (largemouth bass)
Lineage: Eukaryota; Metazoa; Chordata; Actinopteri; Centrarchiformes; Centrarchidae
Gene: aph1b
Product: APH1B gamma secretase subunit
Exons: 6
Coding region: 203-979 (258 amino acids)
Biological process (GO): protein processing; Notch receptor processing; positive regulation of catalytic activity
Cellular component (GO): endoplasmic reticulum; gamma-secretase complex; membrane
Molecular function (GO): protein-macromolecule adaptor activity
Source: RefSeq, a predicted model, not a curated record